AUGGCGGCUGGGGACGACUCGGAGAUUCCUGAGUCGGGAGCUGUCUUCACGUUCGGGAAGAGUCGAUUUGCAGACAACUUACCUAACAAAUUCUGGGUGAGAGGGGAUAAAGUGAAGUCUGUAGCAUGUGGGGACGAACAUACAGCACUGAUUGCAGAGAGUGGUCGGGUUUUCACAUUUGGGGUCAAUGACUGGGGUCAGCUGGGCAUUGAUUCCGUCAAAGUCUCCACAAAACCAGUCUGUGUGAAAAAACUUAAACCAGAGAAAGCUACCGUGGUGGCCUGUGGGAGAAUACACACUCUAGUAGCAACAGAGUCAGGGAGUCUGUAUACGUUUGGUGCUAACGGUGAUGGACAGCUGGGUGUGGAGGACAUUCCUAGCAGUAACUCUCCAAUCAAAGUGGACUGCGAGCCGCGACAAUACAAGGCGCUAGCUGCAGGGGCAGAUCACUCCGUGGCUCUCACAGAGGAUGGCGACCUGUAUGUCUGGGGAGGGGGGUGUGAGGGACAGCUUGGUUUGGGGGACACAGACGACUAUUCCAAACCUACGUUACUCAAGACUGACAACAAAGUGAUCAGUGUAGCCUGUGGUUACUACCAUACUGCCAUUGUCACAGACAAUGGUGAAGUUUUUACCUUUGGUGAGAGUGAUGGAGGGAAACUGGGACUAGGGGACGAAUCUGAGAAAGCACACACACCUCAGAAAGUGGACAUCCCAGAAAAAGCCAAGUCUGUAGCAUGUGGAGGGUCACAUACAGUAGUACUGACAGAGUGUGGCAAGGUUUACACCUUUGGAGAAGGCAGUAAUGGACAGUUAGGGAACGGGACCAGAAUGUUUGUGUCCCCAUCACCGAUCUGUCUCAAUAUCAAGUUCAAGGUCAUACAGAUAGCUGCCGGGGAAAACCACACUGCCUUAAUAACAGAGAAGGGACAGUUGUACACAUUUGGGGAUGGUCGCCAUGGAAAACUGGGCUUAAGUCAAGACAGCUACUCCAACCAAUACUACCCCAGUAAAUCUGAGAGAUUCAGCAAGUUCAUUGUCACUCAGGUGUCCUGUGGAGGAUGUCACAUGAUUGUGUCGGCACACAUGCGUCUGCAGAAUGGAGACAUAAACAGCGAGUCAGAAGAAGAAGAGGAUGAGAAUGAGAAUUUGAACAAAACCAACCUCAAUCACUCCAUCAAGGCUGACGGAUCAGUGGACCUGGGGGGAAGCUUUGGGGCCCGGGAUCGACGACGUCAGGAGUCCAUUAAACGGGCACCAUCAUUAAACCGAACUCUGCCAGCACUCACUAACAACGCAAAAAAUGUGGGCCCUCUGAGCGCGACCCACCCCCCAAAGCCAUCACCCCUGGCAAAACGACCUCUCCCACAGGCAGCUAAACCAGAGGUAAAGAAGGCAGAAUCUGAAGAGGAAUCAGAAGAAGAAUCUGAGGAAAGUGAAGAGGAGGAGGCAGACGCUGCAAAACUAAACCAUGAACAGAAGUCAGAGACUGAAAGUGAAAGUAAACCAGUUCCAAAGCCAAGGCCAUUACCACGGAAACAUGGAGAGGACGACGAAGAGGAGGAAACGAAGUCUGUAGACUCACAAAAAGAAAAGGAGGUCGAAAAAUCAGAAACCAAGUCCACUGAAGAGAAGAAAGAGGAAACUGAGGAAGUGAAAAAGGAGUCAGGGGAAAGUGAGGAGGAGAGUGAGGAAGAAGAGAAGAAGCCUGAGAUUAGCCAAUCAGAAACACCUGCAACUGAAACUAACCAAUCAGAAUCUUCAAAGCUAGUCGAUACCAACCAAUCAGCAAUAGAGACUAAAGAAUCUAAAAAAGAGGAAGAAGAAAGCGAGGAGGAGGAGGAGGAAGAACCUGUCAAAGAAACCACAAAGACUGCCUCCAGGGCUAUGCCUGAGCUUCCCGUUCCAAAACCCCGAGCAACCAAGACAACGGAGAGUGAAGAGGAGGAAGAAGAGGAGGAAGAGAAAGGAAAGAAGAAGGAAAAGGACAAGAAGAAAGACAAGAAAAAAGGCAAGAAAGAUUUAAAAGUUUUUGGUAAGGUGUCCACAGGACUGUCUGAUGAUGAGGAGGAGGAGGAAGAAGACAAGGAAGAAGAUGAAAAAGAAGAGGAACCUGAAGAAGAAGAAGAGGAAGUAGAGGAAGAGAAGGGAGACAAGAAAAAAGACAAAAAGAAAGACAAGAAAAAGGAUAAAAAGGACAAGAAAAAAGACAAGAAAGAUAAGGAUAAGAAGAAAGGGAAGAAGAAGAAAGGAGAGGAAGAUCAGGAGGAAGAAGAGGAGGAAAAAGAAGAAGAUGAAGAAGAGGAGGAGGAUCCUAAAGGGAAGAAGAAAGACAAAAAGAAAGACAAGAAGGACAAAGAUAAAAAGAAAGAUAAAAAGAAGGAUAAAAAAGACAAGAAGAAGAAAAAGAAAGGUGAAGAAGAGGAGGAGGAUGAUGAGAAGGAAGGAGACAAAGAAGAAAUAAAGGAGGAGGAAGGGAGGAAGAGUGGAGAGGAAGAAGAGAAAGAGGACGAGGAGAAAGAUGGAGAGAAAGAAGAAAAGAAUGAAGAAGAAAAGAAAGAGAAAGAAGCAGCCAAUAAACCCCCGGAAAAGAAGUCAAGAACUUGUACGAUAUUAUGACGAAAAAGUGUGCAGCCUUUUAGGAAAGCUUUG
Saccostrea cuccullata (small rock oyster) is the source of this 2652-nucleotide messenger RNA. RefSeq names its product X-linked retinitis pigmentosa GTPase regulator-like. The transcript has 21 exons. The record is from RefSeq and is a predicted model, not a curated record. Bases 1 to 2619 code for a protein of 872 amino acids. Lineage: Eukaryota; Metazoa; Mollusca; Bivalvia; Ostreida; Ostreidae.